AUGCAAAAGGAUAGGGAUGUGGUGGUCCUAGCAUGGAGGUUCUAUGCCGAGUUCUACCAAGCCAACAUUGGUAGCAUUGUUCCUUACUUCCAAUUGAGAACGAACCACCUCAUCAAAUGGACUAGACCACUAACAAACGUGAUCAAGAUUAAUGUGGAUGGAGUCUUUAGCGCUCACAAUGCUUCUGUAGCUUUUGGUGUAGUGGCGUGCGAUAGUAAUGGUAUGGUGGUGGGCGGUCUAGCUAGAAUGAUUGAUCCCCCUCGUACUGCUGAAUCUACUGAAGCAAUGGCCUUUAUUCACGGACUUGGAUUCACAGUGGGCAACGAGUGGCGUAAAGCAAUAAUAGAAAGGGAUGCUAUUUCUAUCGUGAAUAUGCUGGCAAACUGGAAGGAAGAUAUUUCCACCAUCGGAUUGUUACUCAACGAAUCUCAAAAGAUCAUCAAGAGCAAUUGUAACCUUAAGGUAUUUUAUGUCAAUAGGGUUGCUCACAGAGUUGCAUAUUCCAAUGGGCUUUGUUGA
Hibiscus syriacus is the source of this 519-nucleotide messenger RNA. RefSeq lists its product as uncharacterized. The record is from RefSeq and is a predicted model, not a curated record. The transcript has a single exon. NCBI's taxonomy places the organism in Eukaryota, Viridiplantae, Streptophyta, Magnoliopsida, Malvales, Malvaceae. Gene Ontology annotation, molecular function: nucleic acid binding; RNA-DNA hybrid ribonuclease activity. Bases 1 to 519 code for a protein of 172 amino acids.